Molecule: messenger RNA, 3312 nt
Organism: Siniperca chuatsi (mandarin fish)
Lineage: Eukaryota; Metazoa; Chordata; Actinopteri; Centrarchiformes; Sinipercidae
Gene: ubxn6
Product: UBX domain protein 6
Exons: 11
Coding region: 129-1448 (439 amino acids)
Cellular component (GO): cytoplasm
Molecular function (GO): protein binding
Source: RefSeq, a predicted model, not a curated record
UGAGGCGGAAGCAGUUUUCUGUCUGACAGUUUUGUUUUGGUCCUCCUACUAGCUAAGAUUAGCUAAAUUAGGUGCUCUUCAUCUAUUUGCGUUUCUACGAUCAGAUUUUUCUGUGACAGUUAAACGAAAUGAAGAAGUUUUUCGAUGACAUUAAGAAAGACAUCAAAUUUAAAACUGCGGGCCCUGGGAAGAAACUAACAGAAGAUUCCAGUAACAAGCCCGAGGUGGUGCAGAGCAGCUCCUGUGCCAAGAAUAAUCGCCGUGCUCCCACUGAAGGAGCCCAGAGGGCUGGAGCUGCAGCCCUGGCCAGGAUUGAACAGCAUCCGCGGCCGAAGGUCCAAACCUCUCAGGACGCCAUCAGGAACCAGGUUAAAAGAGAACUGGAGGCAGAGGCAGCUGCACUAGCUGAAAAAGAAAAGGCAGCUACAGCAGAGGGAUCCAAAGUGCCAGUGAAAGAUCCCGCCUGCCUCUCAGUGUCAGGUGUGUAUUUCACCUGCCCGCUAACUGGAGCCACUUUAACUAAGAGUGAGAGGGACGUGCACAUUAAAGAGGCCAUUUUAAUGCGGUUUGAGGAGGAUGCAGUUGAGGCCUCUGUUAUGAUGGUCCACACGUUUAACAAAGACAGAGAGAAAGUGAAGGCUGCUGUGGACAUCAUGAGCAAGUAUGUUGAGAAUAUAUGUAAGAAUCCUACAGAGGAGAAAUACAGGAAGAUUAAACUCAGCAACAAGGUGUUCCAGGAGAAAGUUCGUUGUGUGGAGGGCAGUAGAGAGUUCCUGCAGGCCCUGGGCUUCAUUAGCAUUAUGCUUCCUGUUGAGGGUCAAGAGGAAGAAGAGGAGUUCCUGGUGUUACCUGAGCAGAGUCCCGAUGACCUGGAGUUGAUGAAGGAGAGGAGGGAUCGUCUCCAGAGAGGAGAGCCAGUCAGAGCUCAGCUGGACAGGCAGCCUCAAGCGUUCAGACCCUCUCCCAACGCCCAACACUUCGAGCUGCCCCAAGAGUUCUACAACCUGACAGUGGAGGAGCUCAAGAAGGAGCUACAGCAGAGGAGUGAGGUGGUGGAGAAGAACGCCAUGCUGCGCACCAAGGCCAUGAGGGAGAAAGAGGAGCAGAGGGAGAGAAGGAAAUACAACUACACCUUGCUCAGGAUCAGGCUGCCUGAUGGAAACCUGCUACAAGGGACCUUUUAUGCGUGGGACCGGCUGCCUGUGCUGUUUGGAUUUGUACGGGAGUGCUUGGUGGACGGCUGGCAGCCCUUUGAGCUCAUUGCUCCUGGAAGUCAGAAACUGCAAGAGUCUGAAGAAGUCGCUCUUGCAGAGUGUAACUUGGUCCCUGCAGCUCUGCUCACAUUUGCCUGGGAUGCAGCUGUGCAGGCGGAUAUUGCAGCUGCAGGUGGAAAGAGCCCCUCCCUCCUCAAACCAGAGCUGCUGGAAACCAUUCGGACCCUGAGCUGAGCGGACUCCUCCUGCGCUCCCCCCCCUCUUACUGGGGUGGAAAUGCCCCUUGCAAAUGACCAAUAAUAAGUUUAUUUUUACAAAUUCUAACUUAAGUCAGUAGCAGUGAUAGAUUAGGGGCAACUUCACCCUAAUGCACUUGUUUUGCUGAGCAUACCCUUCUCUCUCCAUGUGGGGAUAAUGUCACACUACAGACUGUCUCAGCAGCACGUUGUGUUGAGGGAAGUAUUACUAACAGAUGUAAGGAGAAAAGCAAGGGACAAGUGUUGUUUUUUUGUUGCAACCUGAAUGUACAUGUUGUGCAGUAAACAGACUCGGUGGCAGCAGCCCUCUGUGCUCUGCUACCCAACAGUCAGCCAGUCAGGUAUACAUCACGUGGCAUGUUAAGAGACCUUGUUUAACUGUGUCAACACUUCCUCCCCUUUUUUGAAGUAAACGGUUCACAUAUUACCAGUGUACACCUCCUACUGUACAGUCAUGUAGAAGAAAAUCAAGAGUAGUGAAGCAAAGUAAAUCCAGUCAGGUACUGUUGUUGACGUGGAUUAGGUAUCUCAGCACCUAGCUUGCUGGGUGUCUGUGCACUGGCUUUACUUGAGACUUGGAAUGCUGUUAGUUUAGUUUGGCGGUGCUCAAGUGUAAACAGUGUUUUGUCUGGUCUGAGUCUGGCUUGCCCGUUUGUCCUCUGCUCUGCAGUGGCCCUGCACUCCUUGGUGUUGUACAACAUACUUCUCUGGUUGCUUCAAUAAUUAAAACGUCAAAUGUAAUUUAUUUUUGUGUAUGAGCACAAGCCCAAAUCAUGAAUCAUAAAUCAAACUUUUUUUUUCUGGAUAAUUUGAGAUGUCAUUAACUGAUAAGGUCCCCGUGUAUAAAGUUUUAGUGUUAGCUAUGUGCUCGAGAUUCUAAUACCAAAAUCUUUUCUUAUAUUUUACUAUUUAAGCACUUUUCAGGAUUAUUUAAAACUUUAUAAAAAACACUUUAGGGGUAAAGUGUGCCCUAAAUGUAAAAUGACAAAAAAAAAAAAAACCCCAACUCAAACAUAUUGCUUUGUUCACACUACUCAUGUGAUAAAUGGUUCACACUGCACACACUGCAGAAGCUUCAUGUAACCAACGUUUUCUGGCACGCACGCAGGCAUGAAUUAUAUUUGUUUAAAACUGCCGGUUUUAAUUCAUCCUGAGACUUGUAUUUAUUUGUAUCAGACACAUUUCCUUGAGUCUAUAUUUCAAACAGGGUAGGAGUAUAUGAAAAUGCAAUUAAUAGCACCUACCAGCCCACUGAAUCCAACGAGAAAUGAGUUUUAAAUUUACCCCAAAAUAGGGUUAAAUGUUUUAGAACCACCCUUUCAUGUCAUUGAAAGUUAAAACAUUUACUUUAUUAGUGGUUUUGCUUUACAUGAAUCUAUAGCAGGUAAAUCUGUAUAAACUAAUUAUAGUUUCUCCUGUUUGUGGUCGGUUAAUAUGACAACAACCUACCUCUCAUUGCUUGUCUAAUACAUCCCAAGUGAGUUGAAAACAAACAAGUAACAGAAACAGAUCUUAUCCUUUUUGUAAAAACUAUAGAAGUCAUUGUUUCCCAUUAUUAGUUGCACACUAAAAAACGCAACACAUUGUAACUGCUGGGUAAUAAUUUGAUGGACAACCCCAGCAUUUGUAAGGCCAAGUCAGCCAUAAGCACCAUUUCUGCACUCCUGUUCAGCCUGUCCACCAGUUACCUGCAAGUAUUCAAUGGAAGGAUGUAAAUGUUUUAUCAGCAUUGUAACCUUAUUAAAAUAUUUAGUGAGCAGUUGUGAUCUGUCCAGAUGUUCUGAGUUGUGUUGUUACUUUAUAACCUACCUGUAAUAAAGAUCGCUUGCAUUGCAUCUUAA